Molecule: messenger RNA, 797 nt
Organism: Rhagoletis pomonella (apple maggot)
Lineage: Eukaryota; Metazoa; Arthropoda; Insecta; Diptera; Tephritidae
Product: division abnormally delayed protein-like
Exons: 2
Coding region: 58-342 (94 amino acids)
Source: RefSeq, a predicted model, not a curated record
UAUUUUCCCACUUAGAUACCAUCCACCACGCGUUCAUACUCUGACAUACAGAGCGAUAUGGCGCGCCAUGAUGAGGAGGGCUCCGGCGGCCACAUGCCCGACGACAUGGAUGACGAGGAAUACGGCAACCAGAAUGGCUCAGGCGAUGGAUCUGGCGAUGGUGCCACCUCAUCGCCAUUCGAUCCGUUGGGUCCAACCGAGAUCACUAACAAUGAAAUCGAGCCGCGUCAAGAAUCCGCGGCGACGCCGCUCACCGCCGCAUGUCCCAGCCGCCUGAGCACACUGCUGGCCGGCGCCGCAGUACUAGUCACAUUCACAGCCCUUUUGCGAAGCAGAAGCUAAACGCCAACAAUGCAACGCAACGCAACGCACACAGCGCAGCUCGCCAGCAAUAAAUGUGGAUGAUGGGGAAUGCAAACAAACUAAAUUUGUUUCACUUUAGGAAUACUAUGUAUAAUUAAUUUAUAUAUAUGUAUAUGUAUGUAUGAACGACGACGCCGGACAAAGGAAACACACAAAAAACUAAAAAAUUUAAUUAACUAUUUAGUUUAGGUAUACGCGCUAUAUGUAAUGUAUACAUACUUGCAUGUAAAUAUGUAUGUUGAUAUGCAAGCGAGUACAUAAAAAUUGAAUGUGGAGAGUGCAACUCUGUUUAACAAUAUUGUAUACUAGUAUAGGUGCGUACAGAUUUAUUGCGAACAUACGCUACGUAGGAUAUACAAACUUACAUAUAAAUAUAUACAGACAUUUAUGUAAAACAAUAAAUAUGUUAUAUGUAUGUUUAUGUAUAGAGCUAG